CCGGCUCUUAUUUCUCUCUCCUCCUCGAGGCCUGUUUCUCGCUCUCUCUCUCUUCCCCUUCUGUCUCAGUAGGGCUUCCAUUUGGCUCUUCUCCGGCUCGCUUCCCUCGGCGCACGUUACCUUCUCGUCCUCUUCUAUCUUACGCCUCUGGAGGGUUAAGGGGUGUUCUGUUUCGAUUCUGCUUUUGGUCGAUCUUCCAUUGUUAGAUCUUGUAAGCUCUAAAGUUGAUUCGUAUUGUUGGGGCGGGGUGAGUGUUCGUGCUUUGAUGCGUUGGCGGAGAUCUGAAUCCGCCGCGGAACGAGGGAAGUGUUCGGUUCGGACAUGGCCAAUCCUGGAGUUGGGACCAAAUUUGUGUCGGUGAACUUGAACAAAUCUUACGGGCAGCAUGCACAGCACCACCAAGCAAACUCUUACGGACAGAGUCGAACCCGGGUUGGUAGUCAUGGUGGCAGUGGAAGUGGAGGUAUGGUGGUGCUUUCGCGGCCUCGUAGCUCACAGAAAGCUGGGCCCAAGCUUUCUGUUCCACCCCCCUUGAACUUGCCAUCUUUGAGGAAGGAGCAUGAGAAAUUCGACACCUUGGGAACCAGUGGCAGUGCUGCUGGUGGAGGGGUGAGUGGAAAUGGGAUGAGGCCCGGUUCAUCUGGUAUGGGAUGGACUAAACCAGUGAAUGUCGGCUUGCAGGAGAAGGAAGUUUCUGGUUCUGGUGAUAAGUGUGUUUCUGGAGCGGUUGAUCUGGAAUUGCAUAGUGCUGCUGAUGCCUUGAAUAAGGGAGGUAGUGCAUAUAUGCCACCUUCGGGUCGGUCUGGACCUGUAGUUUCCGCAUAUCUGCCAGUGCAGAAAGCUUCAGUUUUGAGGGGAGAGGACUUCCCUUCUUUGCGAGCUGCCGUUCCUUCUGCAUCUGGCUCAUCACAGAGGCAGAAGGAUGGUCCGAGUCUGAAACAAAAGCAGUUGUCCAGUGAAGAGGCAGGUAAUGAGCAGAGGCCAAACUCUCAUAUGAGCUCCCUCGUUGACAUGCGUCCUCAAGUGCUGUCAUCUCGUCAUAGUUUUGCUAAUGAUGUUCAUGAAAAUGGAAAUGAGAAUCAUACUUUUGGCAGUUCUCGAACUUCUGAGCAGAGUCGAAAGCAGGAUGAUUACUUUUCAGGGCCACUGCCUCUUGUUCGAUUGAAUCCAAGGUCUGAUUGGGCUGAUGAUGAGCGUGAUACUAGUCGUGGUUUGAUAGAACGUGGCAGAGACAAUGUCUUUUCCAAGAGUGAAGCUUAUUGGGAUGGGGAUUUUGAUAUGCCCAAGGUAAGUUUUCCCCCUCACAAACCAGCUCAUGGCUCUCUUAACAGGUGGGGUCAGCGUGACAAUGAAACUGGGAAAUAUUCUUCCAGCGAAGUCCACAGAGCAGACCCUUAUGGCAGAGAUGUGAGAAUAUCUGGUGGCGAUGGCAGGGAGGGAAACUCAUGGAAAAUAUCUUCCCCCAUUCCAAAAGGUGGAGCUGGUGUACCAGAAUCCAGAAACGACAGAAACAAUCUUGGUGUCAGGUCAUCUAUGCUGAGUAUGGAAACAAAAAAGGAUGAUAAGCACAUCUCUUUUCCUUUUAGAGAUGGUGCGCCUGAUGAUCUUGGAAGGAAGGACAUUGCUUACGGACAAGGUGGGAGACUGUCAUGGAACAGCAAUUUAGAUUCAUUCAAUAGUCGAGGGACAGAGCGGAUUGUGAGAGCCCGUAAUGGCUCUGAACAGUUCACCAAAUACAAUGGUGAUGGUCCCCAAAAUAGUUCAGCAUCCAAAAGCUCAUCUGGUGGUAGAGGCCUUCCUGUGAAUGAUCCAAUACUUAAUUUUGCAAAGGAUAAACGUCCAUUCUCAAAGAAUGAAAAGCCUUAUCUGGAGGACCCUUUCUUAAAGGAUUUUGGUGAUGGACGUGAUUCUCUUUCUGGAAGCCUUGUAGGCGUGGUGAAAAGAAAAAAAGAUAUGCUUAAGCAGACCGACUUUUAUGACCCUGUCAGGGAGUCUUUUGAGGCUGAACUUGAGAGAGUUCAGAAGAUGCAAGAGCAGGAACGGCAGCGCAUUCUCGAGGAACAAGAAAGAGCCUUGGAGUUUGCCCGUCGGGAAGAGGAGGAGAGAGCUAGGCUAGUCAGAGAACAGGAGGAAAUGCAGAAAAGGCUUGAAGAAGAAGCCAAAGAAGCUGCCUGGAGAGCAGAACAAGAAAGGUUGGAAGCCUUGCACAGAGCUGAGGAGCAGAGGAUAGCGAGGGAAGAGGAGAGGCGGAGGGUUCUCUUGGAAGAAGAAAGGAGAAAACAGGCAGCUAAGCAAAAGCUUUUGGAACUAGAGGAGAGGAUUGCCAAGAGGCAGGCUGAAGCAGUAAGAGGUAGUAGUAACUCUUUAAUUGCAGAUGAGAGGUAUGCGGGGUUGCUGAAAGAGAAAGAUACAUUGAGGGGAGCAGAUACAGGUGAUUGGGAAGAUAGUGAACAUAUGGUUGAGAGGAUUACUACUCCAGCAUCUUCUGAUUCUUCUACUUUCAAUAGAACAUUUGAGAUGGGCAGCAGGCCAAAUAUUUCUCGGGAUAGUUCAAUAUCAAUGGAAAGAGGGAAACCUUCUAAUUCAUGGAGAAGGGACCCGUUUGAGACAGGGAGCAGCUCAACCUUUGGUCUGGCAGAACAAGAGGGUGGUCAAUAUGGCCCUAGAGGAGAUGUAUCACACGGAGGAAGAACAUUGCAUAGGAAAGAGUACAAUGGAGCUGGUUAUGUGUCUUAUAGGAGUUACAAUAAAGGAGGGGUGUCAGAGCCUCAGAUGGAUGAUUUCCCUGACACUAGAGGGCACAGGUGGAAUCUUGAUGGAGAUCCUGUUAAUAGGAAUCCUGAGCUUGAUCCUGAGUUGCAUGAGAAUUUUAAUGAGAGGUUUGCUGGUGAUGUUGGGUGGGGGCACAGUCGGUCCCAUGGUUAUCCUUAUCCUCCAUCUUCUGAACAAUUUUAUCAGAAUCCUGAGGCAGAUGGAUCUUAUUCUUUUGGAAGGUCAAGGUAUUCCAUGAGGCAGCCUCGUGUUCUCCCUCCUCCUUCCUUAUCGUCCAUGCAUAAGCAUGCACGUGGAGGUGAAAUUGAGCGUCCAGGACCCUCAUCUUUUCUAGAUAGCAAGAUGCAUCAUACAGAUUCUGUAAGAAGUGAAUCAACUCUGAAUGUGGGUCAUGGGGUGGGUCAUCAAGAGGAUUUGGAUCAUGAAUUAGUUGGUGUCAAGCAAGAGAGCACUGAUGAGCAGAAACUAGAUCCACAGACUGCACCCAGGUGUGACUCCCAAUCCUCUCUCUCUGUUUCGAGCCCCCCUGAUUCUCCUAUUCAUCUUUCUCAUGAUGAUUUGGAUGAAUCUGGGGACUAUUCUGUGAAGUCAGCAGCUGGACAGGAUGGAGAUUUUCUCAUCCCUGAAAAGGAAGUUGUUGUCUUACCGACCAAAGCUGGGCAGGUUGCAAAUGCUUCCAGAUCUAUUUCUAGCGAGGACGAAGGGGAAUGGACGGAAGAGAACAACGAACUGUUGCAGGAGCAAGAAGAGUAUGAUGAAGAUGAAGAGGGAUACCAGGAAGAAGAUGAAGUACGAGAAGCAGAUGAUGAGAUUGGAGAUAGACAUCAGGAGCUUGACGAUAUUCACUUGGAGAAUGAAAGUUCAGCUGGGCUUGUGGACAACUUGGUUUUAGGCUUUAAUGAGGGCGUUGAAGUUCCUGUGCCAAGUGAUGAUUAUGAACAAAGUCCAAGGAACAGAGAAGUUGCUUAUGCAGUGCCAUCGGUUUCUCUUGGCCAUGGUCAAGAAGAGGAGUCCUCAGUCAGACUGAGCAGUGAUGUGCGGACUGGUCAACAUGUUGAUGGUUCUCCUCAGUCAAGCAUGGAUGCUUCAUCUAGGCUGCUGCAGGAAGCAGAGAAAGCCAUGCAAGGCCUGGUGAUUAAGCCUAACAAUAUUGUUGUUACACCGGCAGCUUCUCAGAUUUCUGAUGACAUGGAUGCUCCUGUCAGGCACGUAGUUCCAUCCGGUAGCAACUUGAUAUUGCAUUCUACUGCCCCUGGUGUUACUACUCAGGCUGAAGCACCUAAGCUUCAGUUCGGUCUGUUUUCUGGUCCUUCCUUGAUACCAUCUCCUGUGCCAGCUAUUCAAAUUGGUUCCAUACAGAUGCCUCUUCAUUUGCAUCCUCAAGUUUCUCCAUCUCUUAGUCCAAUGCAACAAGCACAUCCUCCUAUUUUUCAGUUUGGACAGCUCAGAUACUCAUCUGCAUUUCCUCCUGGAAUUGUGCCCAUGGCUCCCCAGCCAUUAUCAUUGGUUCAGCCAAAUGUUCCAGCUAAUUUUCCUUUUAACCAUAAUCGGGAUGGCUCUUUGUCUGUUCAACCAAGUCAAGACAUAACUGCUCCAAAUCUUGCGAAAAUGGAUGAUGCAUCUCUGUCAGCAGAAAGCCAAUCAGGUGUUGUUCCCAGGCACUCGAUUCUGCCUCAAGAUAAGGCUAUGAAAAACCUAAAUCCAUCAGCAGCCAGAGACAAAGCAGAAAGCAUGUUGACUGUGCAGCAGGAUCGAGCAGAGAAUGCUCAGUUUCUCGAGGGCAACAAUGUUCCGGUUUUCAAAUUAGAGGAGCCGGACCAACAGAAUGAAGGUGGCAAGAACUACAAAUUCAUGUCAAAUUCGAAAAAAUGGGAAGGGCAGGGCAUAACUGGGUUCCCAUCAUCUCAAGCCAUCAGGAAAGAAAGGGAUUUCAAUGGAUCAAAGGUUCAUGGCUCUGUAAAUGGUGGAAAAGUGAAGCACUAUGUGUUCAAGGUAAAAAACCCUGCAUCAAGGUCAUCUCUUCCAGAAAUUGAGGUUUCCCAGUCAGAUUCUUCAGGAUAUCAAAGAAGGCAGAGGCGUACUGUAAGGCGAACUGAGUUCCGAGUUAGAGAGAACGGCGAAAGAAGGCGAUCAGCAAUCCUUGGUUCACCCUCGCUCCUUGGGCUGGAUGACAGGUCAAGUGUAAAUGCUAGAAGCACAGUAAUUUCAGGAAGAACUGGUUCUGGAAAGGCUGUAUUGUCAAGUAAACUGCCCAAGCGGACAUUUGAGUCUGAAAGUAUUAGAUCUGGCUCAAUGAAUACUCAAGAAAUGGAAUCUUGUAGCAGAAAUGAAAAGCGAUCUUUGAAAGAGUCGAUCUCAAAGACCCAGUCUGUACAUCAGCCACACUCCCUUGAGCAAAUCCCUAAGAGCAAUGUUCAUGAAGAAGAUAUUGAUGCUCCUCUUCAAAGCGGUAUUGUGCGUGUUUUUCAGCAACCUGGAAUAGAAGCCCCUAGUGAUGAAGACGACUUCAUUGAGGUGAGGUCAAAGAGGCAAAUGCUGAACGACAAGCGUGAGCAGAGAGAGAAAGAGAUCAGGGCAAAGUCCCGUGUCGCAAAGGUGCCAAGGAAGUCUCAUCCAUUGCCCAAUGCUACUAACUUCCCCAGUAGCUCCAAGAGAAUCUCUUCCUUGAGAAGUGGAGAAACUGCGACCACGGGUCACAACGACUUUGCCACCGCAGAUGGACAUGGUUUGGCAAAUAUUGAAUUAUCAGUUACUUUUAGUGCCUCUAUGGUGUCGCAACCAUUGGCACCAAUUGGGACACCUGCUGCUAAAACUGAAGCUCAGGCUGAGUCGGAUCCCCAAACGAUCAUGUCCCUUCCAGCUGACAUUGGAAAGAAUCUUGGGCCAGGCUCAAUAUUUGAGAGCAAGAAUAAGGCCAUGGAUAAUGUACAACCUCUGGACUCCUGGGGUAAUUCAGGGAUUAACCAACAGGUUAUGUCCCUUACACAGUCACAACUUGACGAGGCAAUGAAGCCUGCAAAAUUUGAUGCGCGUGUUUCUGUUGGAGAAUCUAGUUUUACAGCUGGUGAGGGUAGUGUGCCAUUGGCGUCCAUAUCAGCAAAAGACAAAUCUUUUUCUUCAGCAGCAAGUCCAAUAAAUUCUCUGCUUGCGGGGGAGAAAAUUCAGUUUGGUGCGGUAACAUCUCCAACGGUUCUUCCUCCUAGCAGCCAUGCUCUUUCUCAUGGGAUAGGCCCUCCAAAUUCAUGUCUUCUGGAUGUUCAAGUUUCUCAUAAACUUUCUGCAACUGAAGAUGGUUGCAACAUAUUUUUCGAGAAGGAUAAGAACUCAGGUGAGCCCUGUGUUCAUCUAGAAGAUAGUGAAGCUGAAGCUGAAGCAGCUGCUUCUGCUGUUGCUGUUGCUGCAAUUAGCAGUGAUGAGAUAGUUGGGAAUGGACUGGGUCGCUCUGUUUCUGUUUCAGAUGCCAAAACUUUUGGAGCCGUAGAUGUUGACGGGAUAUCCACAGGUGUAGCUGGUGAUCAGGAGUCAGUAAAUCACUUAAGGGCGGAAGAGUCUCUAAAUGUUUCUCUUCCUGCUGACCUCUCUGUUGAAACCCCUCCCAUUUCCUUGUGGCAACCAUUGACAAGCUCACAGAGCACUUCAAGCCAGAUGCUUUCACAUUUUCCUGGAGGGCCACCUUCUCAUUUUCCUUUCUAUGAGAUGAACCCGAUGAUGGGGAGUCCAAUAUUUGCUUUCGGUCCCAAUGAGGAAUCUGCAUCUACACAACAGCAAUCACAGAAGAGCAGUGCACCCAAUUCAGGGCCCCAUGGGUCCUGGCCACAAUGCCAUUCUGGUGUAGAUUCAUUUUACGGUCCUCCUGCAGGGUUUACUGGCCCUUUCAUCAGUCCUGGAGGAAUACCUGGAGUUCAGGGCCCACCUCAUAUGGUUGUCUAUAAUCAUUUUGCACCAGUUGGGCAGUUUGGACAGGUUGGCUUGAGUUUCAUGGGCACUACCUUCAUACCUUCAGGAAGGCAACCUGAUUGGAAGCACAAUCCUGCAUCUGCUCCAAUGGCUGGUGAGGGCGAUAUGAACAAUUUAAACGUUGUUCCCACCCAGCGCAAUCCGGCAAAUAUGCCUGCUCCAAUUCAGCAUCUUGCUCCUGGCUCACCUCUACUGCCCAUAGCUUCCCCGAUGUUUGAUGUGCCUCCUUUCCAGACCAAUCCCGAGAUGUCGGUCCAUGCUCGAUGGACUCAUCUUCCUGCUUCUCCACUACAGUCCUCUUCAAUGUCUUUGCCAAUGCAGCAGCAAGCUGGGACACUGCCUCCACAGUUUAGCAACGGUCCUUCUGUUGACCAAUCAUUAGCUGCCAACAGAUUUGCCGAUACUCGCACCUCAACUCCAGAAAGCAGUCGGAAUUUUCCUGUGGCAGCAGAUGGCAAUGCUAACCGGUUGCCUGAUGAGCUAGGACUGCUAGACCCAUCAAGCUCCGGUUCAGGGGCUACUACUCAGAGUAUCGUCGCCAAGAAUUCACCUUUAAAUGCCAAUGUUAAUCAUCAGAAUGGCGGUGAUAAUGAUGGAUGCAGCUCUGAAACAGCUGCAGUUUUCGAGAACAAACCUUCUCAUCAGAGAAGUAUUUCUUCCCACAAUUACAGCAGCUCUUCUGCAUAUAACUAUCCGAGAGGAGGCCCUUCUCAAAAGGGCAAUGAAUGGCCUCACCGCCGAGCAGGUUUUCAAGGACGGAACCAUUCUUUUGGUUCAGAAAAGGGCUUUGCUUCCUCCAAGGUGAAGCAAAUAUAUGUGGCUAAGCAGACUAGCGGUGGGAAAACAGCAACCUCAUAAAAGACCAUGGAAAGUUGAUGUCAUCAUGGCAGAUAAAGCGUGACAUUUGGUAGGCUCCACUAUGAAACUUCUAUUUCGGAAAAAAGUCGCUUGCCUUGAAGGUGAGUGCUGAGAUCUGGGAUUAUGUGGGACUAUCAAGAAGGAGCCAUGCCAAACCUAAUAAAACUUGCAGAAAGUAUCUCAGGAUAAGCAUUUUUGGAUUGUUGUUACUGCUGAGUCCUAUAACUGGUGCAUCCAGUGUGCUAGUCGAUGAGGUCAGGAUGCUGCCAUCCUUGGAUUAUUGUAUGUUUGGCCAUUAGUUUUUGAUCUCUAUUCUUUUCGGUUUAUGUGAACUGAUUGUUUAUUUUCUAGGGAGAGAAAACCUCGGAAAUUUGGUGAUCCAUCUAUUUUUUUUACCAUGUUGGUAACUCUCGAUGUGUAGACUGAUACGUCCUGUGGAAAAUACGUGUUUGUAGCAGAGUAUAAUACUAAUGGCUUUCAUGCUUGUCAUGUUGAUGUGGGGCUUUCAUGCUUGAGGAAAUAUAAUUUAAUAUUUCCGGUA
Rhodamnia argentea is the source of this 8128-nucleotide messenger RNA. RefSeq lists its product as uncharacterized. Bases 322 to 7587 code for a protein of 2421 amino acids. Lineage: Eukaryota; Viridiplantae; Streptophyta; Magnoliopsida; Myrtales; Myrtaceae. The transcript is spliced from 8 exons. The record is from RefSeq and is a predicted model, not a curated record.